AUGCAACAAGAACAACACACCACUCUUAACACGCCCGCGAACACGAUGGAGAAAAGACGAGCAACUCUCGAUGAACUCAAAGAGUACAAUUUAUCCGGUGUCCCUAUUAUCCCAAGUUCUACUUCGCACCGGUACCAUUCUCAUAACCGUGGGAAUUACAAGUACAAAGAUGAAAUCGAUGAAGACCUCGAAAGGGGAUUGGCCGAAAUCGAGCUUAGUGUCGAUGAUUCCGUUCAUCAGGGACAUAGCAUCAACAAUCGCAAUCGCAAUCGAAUGCCUAGAAAAAUAACCAUUCUCUCAAGGCCUUCCGAAAAGCCUCAAAAUAGUGCUAAUUCAGUCAAUAUCUCAAAUUCUACCACCGGCAAAGUUCAGGAUACCAAAUACCAGAGAUCCAAUAAUACCUAUACUCCACGCUACCAAGGUUACGAGAACACGGACUUCAACAACCUUUCUAAGACUCAACAGCGAAAGCUGCGUGAUCAUGACAGAUUGGCUCGUGUUCAACAGCGAAUUAAUUCCAAUCAAGCGUACAAGGACCAAAAACUACAUUCAACGAAUGCCAGCUUGAAAGAAGACGUUCAAAAUCCCGAAAGUCCGACCCCAUGUAUUGGUUCUAGCACCCCUACUCCCUUGAACUCCAAGAACUCCGAUCGGCUUUCGAGUACCUGCGGUUCUAAACCCGUCCCUAAGUUCACGAUUAUGCAGCGACCCCCCCGUCCUGCUAAAACUCCUUCUUCAGUCCCCCCUCUGGUUCCUCUCUCAGUCGACGCAUGGUUGGACCAGCAAAGCACUUCAGGCCCCUGGAACCCGCUCAGACUGGAUACUAAACUCAAUCCACGAGGUAAUCGAGAGCUACGUCGUGAACACUUUCAACAAAUCCAGUUGGAGACUGAUGCCCACCUUGCGCAAUUGAGUGGGUAUCAAGAAAAAUUGGAAACGUCAAUCAAAGAAGACUAG
Molecule: messenger RNA, 957 nt
Organism: Orbilia oligospora ATCC 24927
Lineage: Eukaryota; Fungi; Ascomycota; Orbiliomycetes; Orbiliales; Orbiliaceae
Exons: 1
Coding region: 1-957 (318 amino acids)
Source: RefSeq, a predicted model, not a curated record